AAAGGAUGUCCUGGCCGCGCGUGCAGCUGGUGGUCACCGCGGACGACUUUGGUUACUGCCCGAGGCGGGAUGAGGGCAUCGUAGAGGCCUUCCUAUCCGGGGCUGUGACCAGCGUGUCCCUGCUGGUCAACGGCGCGGCGGCGGAGAGCGCUGUGGAACUGGCCCGCAGGCACCAAAUCCCUACCGGACUCCACGCCAACUUGUCUGAGGGCCGCCCUGUGGGCCCGGCCCGCCAGGGCGCCUCUUCGCUGCUUGGGCCCGCAGGCUUCUUCCUUGGCAAGAUGGGAUUUCGGAAGGCUGUAGCGUCCGGAGAUGUGGUCUUGUCCCAGGUGCGAGAAGAGCUGGAAGCCCAGCUGAGCCGCUUCCAGGAAUUACUGGGCAGGAAACCCACUCACGUGGAUGGGCACCAGCACGUGCACGUGCUCCCGGGCGUGUGCCAGGUGUUUGCAGAGGCGCUGCAGGCCCACGGGGUGCACUUCACUCGGCUGCCGUUGGAGCGCGGAUUGGGCAGCUGCACGUGGCUGGAGGCGCCCGCGCGCGCCUUCGCGUGUGCGGUCGAGCGUGACGCCCGGGCAGCUGUGGGUCCCUUCUCCCGCAGAGGCCUCAGGUGGACCGAUAUCUUCGUGGGCCUGAGCACCUGCGGCCGGCAUAUGUCCGCUCAUCGCGUGUCAGGGGCACUGGCUCGGGCCCUGGAAGAUACCCCCUCAGGCCACUGCCUGACAGCGGAGCUGAUGGCCCACCCAGGCUACCCCAGUGUGCCACCGGCUGGAGGCUGCGGUGAGGGCCCCGACGCAUUUUCCUGCUCUUGGGAGCGACUGCAUGAACUGCGUGUCCUCACCGAACCCACACUGCAGACCCGGCUUGCCCAGGAUGGCGUGCAGCUCUGUGCCCUCCAUGACCUAGACUCCAAGAGACCUGGGGAAGAGGUCCCUGGCGAAGCCACUCUGGACACCUUCCUGGAGUCCUCUCAACUGUGACCCAGACAGCCAAGAACGCACGCUGUGGUGCUCAGGAAGGGGGCAAGGGCUUUGUCUGGCACAGUCCACAACCAAACCCUAGCGUGGGUUCUCUGACUUCCCUAGGCAGAGGGGUGCCACCUCUAUGCCCAGGUCCUCAUGACUCACAGAGUGCAGCCAAAGCUUUGGCAAGCCCUCUUGGCUGCAGGCAGGUCAGCUUGUGACAUCUUGCCCUGGCACUUGCCAAGCAUUUAGUGCGCUUCACGUUUCCAUGUCAACAUUUUCUUUGUUUAGGUGUAGUGGUGAGAGAUCACUAUUAAUAAAAUAACUUCCACUGGGUCUUGUAAACUUGAGCGAUUUAUACAUUGUGCCCAGA
Molecule: messenger RNA, 1332 nt
Organism: Pteronotus mesoamericanus
Lineage: Eukaryota; Metazoa; Chordata; Mammalia; Chiroptera; Mormoopidae
Gene: YDJC
Product: YdjC chitooligosaccharide deacetylase homolog
Exons: 5
Coding region: 6-977 (323 amino acids)
Biological process (GO): carbohydrate metabolic process
Molecular function (GO): deacetylase activity
Source: RefSeq, a predicted model, not a curated record